Molecule: messenger RNA, 395 nt
Organism: Scutellospora calospora
Lineage: Eukaryota; Fungi; Glomeromycota; Glomeromycetes; Diversisporales; Gigasporaceae
Source: the annotation of a GenBank genome assembly
GAGGUCUUGAGAAGCACAGAUUUACAAAAGAUAUUAUUGUUCUUGGUGUGAAGGCUACAAAUAAAUACAAUAGGAGUAGUAUAUGCAGAGCUUGUGAUAAAGCUCUUAGUUGGGAAGAUACUCUUAAUAUACAAAUUACUAACAAAAAAAAUAUAACAAAUAAUAAAGCAGAACAUGCUUCUCAAGGUCAAGCUUCAAAAAAGUGUCAAAACUCUUCUAUAUAUGAUCCAGCUAUUCGAGAGUUUUUUGAAUUUUUAAAUCCAAACCUUGUUCUUCUUAGUCAGGAUACUCUAUUUAAUCACAUUCUUAAUAGUGAAAAUAUCAACUUGAAUAUGUCACAUAAGCAAAAACUAAAAGAAGAUAGCAUUGAAGUUACAUUAGCAUUCAAUGGAUGA